Dendronephthya gigantea is the source of this 2984-nucleotide messenger RNA. Its product is annotated as cytochrome P450 4F5-like. The transcript has 8 exons. Lineage: Eukaryota; Metazoa; Cnidaria; Anthozoa; Malacalcyonacea; Nephtheidae. The record is from RefSeq and is a predicted model, not a curated record. Gene Ontology annotation, molecular function: heme binding; iron ion binding; oxidoreductase activity, acting on paired donors, with incorporation or reduction of molecular oxygen. The coding region runs from base 270 to 1790 and encodes 506 amino acids.
AAGCGAAUAAAAAUUGAAAAAGCAAGGGGAUUACUAUAGACAUAGUAACAGUAUAGGAUUUGGUGCGUUAAAUCCACAGUGGUUAAAUCAUGUAAAUAUUGAAAUUUGUGGGGAUAUAGAUUGCGCAAUCUGCUCACUCAUUACGAGUCGGAGUGCCUAGGCCUUAGGACCCUAGGUGGUGGUUUAAAAGGAGAAAGGAACACACACACACAACCCAAGCCCUACAUCCAUCCAAAGCUUGAAUAUCCCAACGCGUUUCAAGUAUUGCAAUGGCUUGGAAUUUCGGCAACAAUUGCCUGGUCGCUGCAGUCGCUCUAACAUUUCUCAUAUUGCUGUGGAAGGCGGUGAAUUACCUAUUCAGUAAAUCAGACAUUCCAAGCCCUAAAGGAGAUUGGUUUAUAAUCGGGCAUCUGUUUGAAAUUAGGAAAAGCAAAGACAUGAUGCAAACUUUCGACGAAUGGGUGAAAACCUAUGGACCGAUAGUUCAAUUUCGACCACUGGGGAUAUUUGGCAAAACAAUCUACCUAAUUAGUGACGCUGAUGCCCUAAAACAAAUUUUGGUAUCGAAGUCAUUCAAAUACGGAAAAACAAGACUACUUCGUAGGCCUUUGGUAUCAACAAAAAACGUGUUCGCUGCAAAUGGGAAGGAACAUUCCAGAAUGAGAAAAAUGAUCAAUCCCGCAUUCAAAGUGAGCAACUUGAAAUCUAUGGUUGCCAUUUUUCAGGAAAAGGCCAAUACACUUGUAGAGUAUUGGAACGGCACAAUAGAAGCGACAAAGAGUGGUAAUGAUAGCAAAGAAAGUCGCUUGCCCGUGCAAAACGAUUUGUCGCGUAUGGCAUUGGACGCAUUAGGUGAAUGUGUAUUUGGCUAUGAUUUUGAUACUAUGGACGGUGACACCGCAUUAUCAAGUGCAUUUACUGAUCUGUUGCAUGGUGUAAAUCCCGGUGUGAUUACAUUUAUGCAACUACUACGUAACUACUUACCGUUCCUUAUAUGGUAUAGUCAAACGUACAAAAGACGUCAGCGAGGCAAGGAAAUUGUCUCAAAAUUUCUGAAACAGGUGAUCGCAGAUAAGCUUGAUACGAAAACAGACAAGGACACCGCACAAAAGGACCUGCUAGAUCUUCUUCUUGAAGCUGUUGAUGACGAAACAGGCAAAGGUAUGGAUGAGGAGGAAUUAUUUGCACAAGUGUUCGUGUUUCUAGUCGCCGGGCACGAAACAAGCGCAGUCGCUAUGUCAUGGUUACUUUUUUUUCUUGCCCAAUACCCUGAGGUGCAAAAAAGGCUUCGCCAGGAAGUUGAAGUUACAUUGAAUGAGAAAGAAGAGUGCUGGGAAACCUACGAAUCCAUGGAGUACCUUACUGCUGUAGUGAACGAAUCAUUGCGUCUUCGACCAUCCGCAUCGGUGUUCUCUAGAAGAGUAAUGAAGGAGGACAACAUCUUGGGAUAUAACAUACCUGCUGAUUCAAUGAUUGUUGUACCAAUCUACGCCCUCCAUCGUAAACCUGAAUAUUGGUCGGAUCCAGAAACUUUCAAUCCGGAGAGAUUUUUGGAACAAAAUAGGCAAAAUAAUCCCAACCAUCGUUAUGCAUUCAUGCCAUUUUCCGCUGGUCCUCGAAUCUGCGUUGGCUAUAGAUUUGCUUUGAUGGAAAUUAAAGUUGUACUUUCUGCUUUAAUCAGAAAAUUUUCAUUUUCAAUGAUUCCUGGAAUGUCGUUUGGAGGCUCGAUGUCUGUAACUUAUAAACCUGAGCCCAAUAUGGAACUUUUGGUGCGAAAGAUUACAGAGUAAGAGAAGUUCAAGGGUAAAUAACCUUUUGAUGUUGUUUGGGAAUAUGUAUCCUCCUAUAUAUGCGUCACUCUUUGGCAUUAUUAAUUAUAUUUUGAUAUUAUACACAUUUUUGGGUAGAGCAAAGAUGAUAAUGAGCGUAACAUCAACGUUGAAUUAACUUAAUUUUAUUAAUUUUCACUGAUCACUAAAGGAUUGGAAGAAUACUUUUAAAAAUAAUUACCUGAAAAAGGUUAAUCAAUAGUGGUCAAUAGCUACGAUCGUUUAUGUUCAAGACAAAAUUUCAAGACUUUUAUUUGUGGUAGAUAAAUGUAGCACUGUUCAGUUGUGUCCUAUUUUUACUGUGUAUAAAACUGAUAUUUUUAAAUUUUAAAACUUUUGAAAUAAUCUUUUUCACUUGGAUCAUCGUGAAAAUAUACGAAAAAUUGACUCGUAAAAUUGAUUAAGAGAGAAUGUAAAAGAUGCCUUCGGAUAGAAAAACUUUUAUUCAAAUGGAUGGUAUAAAGAGUGGUUUUAGAGUGUUUUUGAACAGAUAAAUAGGUAGAUAAUAAGGGGUUUUGCAUGUCUAGAGAAGUCUAGUAUUACCCAGGCUACGGUAGUAACCAUUUCCCAAUCGAGCAGGGUACUGGGUCUAGUCGCGAACCGCAAAGCAUCUAUGGACUGUUGGGAGGGACAAAUGUAAUAAUUGGUAAUCAAUGGUUCUCCAAACGGUACAUACAUGCUUUGCGGUUCGCGACUAGACCCAUUACCCUGCUCGAUUGGGAAAUGGCUAAUAGACGUGCGGCAGCACUUUUACAAACGUUUUGUCACUAUACACGGUUUUAAUUUACUCGACACAAGGAACGGGUGUAUAUACCCGAUGUGUCAAAUAAAAUUACUCCUGGUUGAUUAACGAUAACUUUUACAGGUUAUCACAUGCAGGGGUGAGGCGUUUUCAGUAUCAUUUGUAGCUUUCAAAUUCUCAAUAAUAUCCAUGAUACUUAUGUUCAGGCUUCAGAGACCUAUAUCGAGUUUUAUUAUUUAUUUUACCUGUUAGUGCCCAAACGCCAUUGCGAGAAUCUAAUCUGAUUAUCUGAUUAUCGAUCAGCAUUUUAAUUAAUUUUUACAAUUAUCCGGAAAAGGCGAUGUCAAUGACAGAUGUCUUUAUUCAGUGACAACCAUAUCUUUCAAUCCGCGGAUAUAUUUUUGAUCCGAGUA